This is a messenger RNA of Salvia splendens (bonfire salvia), 1364 nucleotides long. RefSeq names its product COMPASS-like H3K4 histone methylase component WDR5B. Lineage: Eukaryota; Viridiplantae; Streptophyta; Magnoliopsida; Lamiales; Lamiaceae. The transcript has 3 exons. The coding region runs from base 73 to 1011 and encodes 312 amino acids. Gene Ontology annotation, molecular function: protein binding. The record is from RefSeq and is a predicted model, not a curated record.
AAACCGAAGAAGAGUUGUUAGUUAGUUAUAAAGAGGAAAAUUAGGCGCUACGCCGUUGCUUCAACGGCAGCCAUGUCCAGCACCCAGCCACCGGCGGCGAUCCGCCCCUACCGCCUUCGUAAAAUACUCUCCAACCACACCCUCGCCGUAUCCUGCGUCAAAUUCUCCAACGACGGCUCUCUAUUCGCCUCCGCCUCCCUCGAUCAAACCCUAAUCGUCUACUCCACCCAAACCCUAACCCAAAUCUCCCACCUAAUCGGCCACUCCGAGGGCGUCAGCGACCUCUCCUGGUCCUCCGACUCCACCUACAUCUGCUCCGCCUCCGACGACCGCACCCUCCGCAUCUGGCUCGUCCGCACCGCCGAGUGCGUCAAGGUCCUCCGCGGCCACACCGACAGGGUUUUCUGCGUCAAUUUCAACACGCAGUCCAAUCUCCUCGUCUCCGGGGGCUUCGACGACACCGUUCGGGUUUGGGACGUCAAGACGGGGAAGGCGGUGCACGUGAUCCAUGCGCACACGAUGCCGGUCACGUCCGCGAGUUUCAACAGAGACGGCAAUUUGAUCGUUUCCGGGAGCCACGACGGCUCGUGUAAGGUUUGGGAUGCGGACACUGGGGCCUGGGUGAAGACGCUGAUUGAUGUCACGGUGCCGGCGGUGUCGUUUGCCAAGUUUUCGCCAAAUGGGAAGUUUGUCCUUGUUGCGACGCUUGAUGAUAAUCUUAAGUUAUGGAACCACGCAGCUGGGAAGAGCAUAAGGUUAUAUACAGGCCACACGAACAGAGUCUACUGCAUAACUCCAACAUUUUCUGUCAGCAGCGACAGCGAAAAGUUAAUUGUCAGUGGCUCCGAGGAUAAGUGUGUAUACUUAUGGAAUCUACAGGGGAAAAUGCUUCAGAAACUCGAAGGCCAUACAGAUACUGUUAUUUCUGUAGCAUGUCACCCCACAUUGAAUAUGAUUAUAUCUGCUGGACUUGAGAAGGACAAGACGGUGAGGGUCUGGGUUCAGCAAUAAUAUAUAUCGAGACAUAGUUAGCAAGCACUAGCAGUUGAAAUUCUUCAAAUCAUGGAGCUCUGUCAAACAGGGAUUUAAGGAGCCGAUUCCACCAAUCAUACUAUCCGGAGCUAUAUGGUGACAACUCUUCGGAUUAGACUAUAAUAACAUCGUGAAGCUGAUGAAGUUGCACCGUGCUGUUUUUAAGAAGAUUGGCGGGCAAGGCAAGCAGUAGAAACAUGAAAUAGCUGCAGUUGCUUUGUAAUGUGUAGUGGAAAUUGUUGCUGCUAAUUGAAACUCUCUUUUAAACCUUUUUCUUAGCUUGUUACUUUGUUUAUAGAAAUGAGUUCAAACAGAAGUAGUAUUUAAAUCAA